Messenger RNA from Cuscuta campestris, 2679 nucleotides. The record is from the annotation of a GenBank genome assembly. NCBI's taxonomy places the organism in Eukaryota, Viridiplantae, Streptophyta, Magnoliopsida, Solanales, Convolvulaceae.
GAAAAAUGUUGUAAACCACAUAAUGCUUUCCUUUUUUAGGAAUAAAAAACAUUAGAAAUCAAUUUUGGGACAUACGAAAAAGAAAAGUAGGAAUUUUUUUUGGGGACGGGGGAGUAUAUAAAAGAUUGAAAUAUGUUGUGAUUAAAGUAAGGGGUCAAGGACUAUUGUGGUCCACUGGCCUUAUUGUAAAAAGGAAACAGCAGUGUUUAUCUUUUGGUUUUCUUUUUUUUCUCUUGCUUCCAUUACUUGGAGGGGAAAGUGCUUCUCCUGGUCAGCAAUAUCAAAAAUACACAAGACAAUGCUCAUUUGGCCAUCCCAUCUCUCCUUUUCAUGAUAAUAUGCCAAGAAAAAAGCAUGUGGAAUGUUGAAUGAGAGCUUUCCUUGGUAGACUUCUUCUGUUCACUAAAGCAAAAAAUGGGUAAUUGAAAUUUUAAAAAAAAGUUAUGAUUUUUUUACUUCUUGAAAGGCUGUAACUUUUUUUUCCCCUCUUGUAUUGUGGUAAUUUUACAGAGGACGUGUGCAAUAUGCUUGAAAAGUAUGAAACCAGGGCAAGGGCAUGCCAUUUUCACUGCAGAGUGCUCUCACUCCUUCCAUUUCCAGUGCAUAACCUCCAAUGUGAGGCACGGAAACCAGAUCUGCCCGGUUUGCAGAGCGAAAUGGAAAGAGAUCCCUUUCCAGACCUCUCCCCAGCCGGAGAUUUCCCUUGAAAGAGCGAGGACCAAUCCUCCUCGGUCCUAUUGGCCUCAUUAUGAUGCUCUGCUCUCGUCACUCAGGCGUUCGUCUUCCCAUCUUGAAUCAUCAAUUGCACGCAAUUCGUCGCCUCUCCCUCUCGUGGACCCGCCAAGCGUGUUUGAUGAUGAUGAAUUUGUCGACCCGGAACCGUUAUUGCAUGCUGAUGUAGCGAGUGCGCCUCCUCAUUCUAUGGGCAUGUUAGGUGUCACGACAUAUCCGGAGAUACCUGACGUUUCCCAAUCGGCGGUUCAUAAGGAUUUUGCUGUUCUGAUUCAUCUCAAAGCCCCGCGGGCCGAAGGGCACCCGAAUUCCCAGGGCGACUGUCUGGUGACUCGGAAUUCCCGGGCCCCAGUUGAUCUCGUUACUGUUCUUGACGUUAGCGGCAGCAUGGCGGGCACCAAGCUCGCUCUGUUGAAACGUGCGAUGGGGUUCGUGAUCCAACACCUCGGCCCGUCUGAUAGGCUCUCGGUCAUUGCGUUCUCCUCUUCCGCCCGACGCCUCUUUCCUCUCCUCAAGAUGACCGAUUCAGGCAGACGUGAAGCGUUACAAGCCGUGAACUCCCUCACUUGCAACGGCGGGACCAACAUUGCCGAUGCCCUAAUGAAGGGCGCCCAGGUCAUGACGAACCGAAGGUCAAAGAACCCAGUCAACAGUAUAAUACUUCUCUCUGACGGGCAGGAUACCUACACCCUUAACAACCUCUACGGAACCAAUUCUGAUACGGGUUACCAGUCUUUACUCCCGGCCUCGAUGCGACGCGGAUCAGGCGCUCUUCACAUUCCGGUCCACACGUUUGGGUUCGGGUCCGACCACGACGCCAUUGCCAUGCACUCCAUCUCGGAAAGUUCCGGAGGAACGUUUUCUUUCAUAGAAGCGGAAGGAGUGAUCCAAGAUGCCUUUGCCCAAUGCAUCGGCGGGCUUCUGAGCGUCGUGGUUCAGGAUCUCCAGAUGGAAGUCGAAUGCGAGGACCCCACGUUGGAACUCCGGUCGAUAAUAUCCGGAAGCUACAAAAAUUCAUUGAAACAUAACAGAAGGGGAGGCAUUAUAGAGGUCGGCGAUUUGUACGCCGAAGAGGAAAGGGAUUUCCUGGUAACGUUAGACAUACCCGUCGCGAGGAAGGACGCGAUGAACCUCUUGAGGAUGAAGUGCAUUUACAAGGACCCGGUUUCAAAGAACGCGGUGACAAUGGACGAGGCUUCCUUCGUCACAAUCGGGCGGCCGAUCUUGGCGGAACAAAAGGAGGUGUCGAUGGAGGUGGAUAAGCAACGGAACCGACUUCGGGCUGCGGAAGCCAUGGCGGCUGCCAAGGCAGCGGCAGAUCGCGGGGAGUUGGCCGUGGCGGUGGGGGUAGUGGAGCACGCGAGAAAACAGCUGGCGGAGACGGCAUCUGCCCGGGCAGGGGACUGGCUGUGCGUCGGGUUGGAUGCAGAGCUUAGGGAAAUGCAACUGAGGAUGGCGAACCGCCCGACAUACGAAGCGUCGGGCAGGGCUUACGUGUUGUCGGGGUUGAGUUCGCACUCGUGGCAGAGGGCGACAGCGAGAGGCGAUUCCACGGAGAGCACCAGUCUUGUGUUGGCUUACAAAACGCCGUAUAUGGUUCAAAUGAUCAACCGGUCACAGAAUAUGGCUUCCGGCAGUUCACAACCGUCGCUCCGGCAGGCGCGUUCGUUUCCUUCGCCGCCUCGACCGAGGUGAUGAUGAUCCCAUGGUGCCCCUCUCGUGGUAGCUCACGUUGUUUCAUUGCUUUAAGAAACUUUUCAUUAAUCCAUUUUUUUUUUUGUGUUUUGUUUUGAAUCCCUUCUUCAUAAGCAGAAUUUUGGGGUUUCUAUGGGAUAGAUAAGUGGGGGCAAGAGAAUUUAAGAGCUCUUUGUACAUACAGAGAUAAAUAAUCUGCCUUUUUUUUUCUUUUAAAUUGAGGAGUUUUGGGUAGCGCUUUGGGCAAAUGGU